Cicer arietinum (chickpea) is the source of this 2780-nucleotide messenger RNA. RefSeq lists its product as uncharacterized. Gene Ontology annotation, molecular function: serine-type endopeptidase activity. NCBI's taxonomy places the organism in Eukaryota, Viridiplantae, Streptophyta, Magnoliopsida, Fabales, Fabaceae. The record is from RefSeq and is a predicted model, not a curated record. Gene Ontology annotation, biological process: proteolysis.
AGUUUAAACAAACGCCACCUGGGUUUAGUUCUGCGCUAAAACCCUUUCCUCAACUCAACCAGGAAACCACAACCGUUAUGCACAUUCUAUUUCGUUUCCCUGCCGUCACCCGCCGCAACUACCUGCUAUUCCGGCAGUACAAGGCGGCGAAGAAAGCACCGUUACCUGCAGCAACCCCUCCAAAAGCUCCAAAGAAGCCUCAGAAGUUCAGCUUCCAUGGAGUGACAUGGGAGGAUCCUUACAGCUGGAUGUCGAACCUGAGCGAUAAAGUAGCGAUGCGUCACAUGGACGUGUACAUGGAGCAAGAGGAGAAGUACACCGAGGCCGUAAUGUCUGAUUCUGAACGUCUCCUCAACAAGCUUCACUUCGAAAUGGCAUCCCGAGUUCCUUUUGACCUUUCCACUCCUCCUCUUCGCUGGGGGCCUUGGUUGUAUUAUCGUCGUGUUGAAGAAGGGAAACCUUACCCUGUGCUUUGCAGAAGAUUGGCAAGCUUGAACGACAGUUUCAUUUCGCAUAAGUAUCCUCCUGCUGGCUUUGAUUUUACGACAGGGAAGACAAUUGAACAGAAGUUGGUUGACUAUAAUCAAGAGGCAGAGAGAUUUGGAGGUUAUGCUUAUGAGGAACUUUCUGAGGUUUCACCAAACCAUCAGUUUCUUGCCUAUACUAUGUAUGAUAAAGACAAUGACUACUUCAAAUUAUCUGUGAGAAAUUUGAAUUCGGGUUCAUUAUGCAGUAAACCUCAGGCAGAUCGAGUUUCAAAUUUAGCAUGGGCUAAAGAUGGCCAGGCACUGCUUUAUGUUGUAACAGAUCAGAAAAUGAGGCCAUACCGGAUUUAUUACAGUCUUAUAGGAUCAACUGAUGAAGAUGUUUUACUUUUGGAAGAAUCAGAUGAAAAUGUUCACAUUGGUAUAAGGCACACAAAAGACUUUAAGUUUGUGACUGUGAAUACAUUCUCCACCACAUCAUCAAAGGUCUUUCUAAUAAAUGCAGCUGAUCCAUUAUCUGGCUUGAAACUUGUCUGGGAGUGUGAUGCUAUAGCUCACUGCAUAAUUGAACAUCACCGAGGUUAUCUCUAUUUAUUUACCGAUGCUCCCAAAGGUGGGAAAUCUGUUGAUUAUCAUUAUCUUCUUUGUAGCCCAGAGGACACUGAUUCAAAUCCAAGAAAAUGGGAGGAGGUACUUAUUGAUGACCCGGAUUUGGUUAUUGAGGAUGUUGAUUUUAGUGAUAAAUACUUAGCACUCAUUGUCAGGGAAAAUCAAAACUUUAAACUUUGUUCAAUUGGACUGCCACUGCUCUUCGGGAAGGGGGCAGUUAAACUGAGGAAGCUCGACCUGCAGUACUUGUCUCUUCCAAAACAUGUUUGUCAAAUUUCACCUGGACCAAAUUAUGACUUUUUCUCACCAUUCAUGCGCUUUAUAAUAUCAUCUCCUGUGAUGCCUGAUGCUGUGGUUGAUUAUGACCUAGCAACCAGUAAGUGGAAUAUCAUUCAACAACAAAAUAUGCUUCAUGACAGAACACGAAUAUUAUAUGGUACAAAUUCUGCAAGUGUAAGCUUGGAAUCCCCAAAUGCAAAAUACUCCAGUCCUGUGAAUGCCAACUUGGAAGAUGACCACUCAUGGAAUGACCUGUCUGAGUUUUAUGCCUGUGAACAAUAUGCUGUACCUUCAUUUGAUGGGGUUCUGAUUACAUUGACUAUUGUUUCUGCACGUGACAAUAAGCCAAAAGAUGAAAAACCUGGGAUAUUGCAUGGUCAUGGAGCUUAUGGUGAGUUACUCGACAAACGGUGGCGUAGUGAAUAUAAAAGCCUUCUGGACCGUGGUUGGGUCAUAGCCUAUGCUGAUGUUAGAGGUGGAGGUGGUUAUGGUAAGAAAUGGCAUCAUGAUGGGAGACGAGCUAAGAAACAUAAUUCAAUCAAUGACUAUAUCUCCUGUGCUAAGUUCCUCAUAGAAAAAAGUAUUGUGCAUGAAAAUAAAUUGGCUGCUUCGGGAUAUAGUGCUGGAGGACUUUUGGUUGCUGCUGCUAUUAACCGUUUUCCAGAUUUAUUUCGUGCUGCAGUCUUGAAGGUUCCCUUUUUAGAUGCAACCAACACUCUCUUGCAUCCCAUCUUACCACUUGCAGCUGAUGAUUAUGAAGAGUUUGGCUACCCUAGGGACCUCGAUGAUUUUCUUGCGAUUCGAGAAUAUUCUCCAUAUGACAAUGUUCAAAGGGAUGCUCUUUAUCCAGCGGUAUUAGUAAGCUCAUCUUUCAAUACACGAUUUGGAGUGUGGGAAGCAGCUAAAUGGGUAGCACGAGUUCGUGACCUUUCAAUUUAUGACCCGAAACGGCCAAUAUUGCUGAAUCUGACCACAGAUAUAGUGGAGGAAAACCGUUAUUUGCAAUCCAAGGAAUCAGCAUUAGAGGCUGCUUUUCUCAUUAAGAUGAUGGAAUCCUAGAUAUGCCAACUGAUGAUAAUCUGCACGUAGUUGGCACUUGUGAUAGACCUCCAUAUGGCAAAUCUGGUGCUAAAAUUGAGAUUGUACUUCUGGAUGAACCAAGACCCAAUCAAGUGCUCCUCAUGGAAAAUUCUUGCUCUCCAAUGUUCGUUUCCAACUGGUUGUUCCCUCCUACUUACGUCAUUUAAUACUAAAACACCCAACAGAAUUUGUACAAAUUACCUUUGCUGGUUUAUCACGCACGGACCGGACCUUGGUCGCUUUGUUGUAAAAGAAUUUGAGGUUCAUAAUAUGUAAAUGUCACAGCCUUGUGGAUUAAUAAAGGACACAAUGCAAUUUUGGUCAUAA